CCCUCUCCCCGCGCGGAGUGUCUGAGGGCCGCUGGCUGCUCCGAGCCGCUUGGCUCCUUCCCUUAGUAACAGCUUUUACAUUCUGCCUCAAUUCCUCCUCAAUCUAAAUCACACACACACAGAUAUUACUUUUUUUUUUUCCCCUCCUCCUUCCUCGGGACUUAAUCUCUACCCCCUCUCCCCACCCUCCCCCUCCCCCCGGCCUCUGGCUCGGGAUAUAAUUGAAUAUCACAGCACUACUCGCUGGUUAUUUUUUUUUCUUCCUCCUCCUGUGUGUGUGGUGGUGUGUUUUUUUUUUCUUUGCUGUGUGUUUUUUUUUUUUUUUUCCUCCUCCUCCUCUUGGUGUGGACACCUCAGCUAAAAAAAAAAAAUAAUAAUAUUAUCGAUACAUAUCCGUGUGUACACACACACAGACACAGGGACACACAGAUGUGUACGUAUAUAUACAUGGCUGUAUAAAGCAGGAGGAGAGACAAACAAGGGUGAAUUUCUUGUGCCUCCGUUCCCAAGGAAGGGGGAGCAGCCGCUCCGCUCCGCUCCGCCGCUCCAAGCGUCACCCUUCUGUGGCAAGAGGCACGUGAAAGGAAAACUUCUGCAUAUCAAUGCACUGCCAAUGGUGGUGUAAUACCAAGGGCUGUACUGCUGCCACAUCACAAUUUUGUGGGGUUGCAGAGAGUAGUUCUGGGUUGUGUCCUUUGUUGUGACCUCAUGGUUUAACUGGGAAUAAAGAUGAGUAUAAGCAGUGAUGAGGUUAACUUCCUGGUAUAUAGAUACUUGCAAGAGUCAGGGUUUUCCCAUUCAGCGUUUACUUUUGGUAUAGAGAGCCAUAUCAGCCAGUCCAAUAUAAACGGUGCUCUGGUGCCACCAGCUGCUUUGAUUUCCAUCAUCCAGAAAGGUCUGCAGUAUGUAGAGGCAGAAGUCAGUAUUAAUGAGGAUGGUACCUUGUUUGAUGGUAGGCCGAUAGAGUCUCUCUCACUGAUAGAUGCAGUAAUGCCUGAUGUGGUCCAGACCAGACAACAGGCCUACAGAGAUAAACUUGCACAACAGCAGGCAGCAGCUGCUGCAGCUGCAGCUGCCACAAACCAACAGGGAUCAGCGAAAAAUGGAGAAAAUACUGCAAAUGGCGAGGAGAACGGAGCACAUACUAUAGCAAUUGUUUCCCAUAAUGCAGAUAAUCACACAGACAUGAUGGAAGUAGAUGGAGAUGUUGAAAUCCCUCCCAACAAGGCAGUGGUGCUGCGUGGCCACGAAUCUGAAGUGUUCAUCUGUGCCUGGAAUCCCGUUAGUGACCUCUUGGCCUCAGGAUCUGGAGAUUCGACAGCACGGAUAUGGAACCUCAGCGAAAACAGCACGAGCGGCUCUACGCAGCUGGUACUUCGACACUGUAUACGAGAAGGAGGGCAGGACGUACCCAGCAACAAAGACGUGACAUCGCUGGAUUGGAACAGUGAAGGUACACUUCUAGCAACUGGGUCUUACGAUGGCUUUGCAAGGAUAUGGACUAAAGACGGUAAUCUUGCCAGCACCUUAGGGCAACAUAAAGGUCCUAUAUUUGCGUUAAAAUGGAACAAGAAAGGAAACUUCAUUUUAAGUGCAGGAGUGGACAAGACCACAAUUAUUUGGGAUGCCCACACUGGCGAAGCCAAGCAGCAGUUUCCUUUUCAUUCUGCACCAGCAUUAGAUGUUGAUUGGCAGAGUAACAACACAUUUGCCUCUUGCAGUACAGACAUGUGUAUUCAUGUCUGCAAACUAGGACAAGAUAGGCCCAUCAAAACUUUCCAGGGUCAUACAAAUGAAGUAAACGCAAUCAAAUGGGAUCCAACUGGUAAUCUUCUGGCAUCCUGCUCUGAUGAUAUGACUCUAAAGAUCUGGAGUAUGAAACAAGACAGUUGUGUCCAUGAUUUACAAGCACACAACAAAGAAAUUUAUACUAUCAAAUGGAGUCCUACAGGACCAGGAACAAAUAAUCCAAAUGCCAAUCUUAUGUUAGCAAGUGCAUCCUUUGAUUCUACUGUUAGGUUAUGGGAUGUAGACAGAGGAAUUUGUAUUCAUACUCUGACAAAACAUCAAGAACCUGUGUACAGUGUAGCUUUCAGUCCUGAUGGCAGGUACCUGGCCAGUGGCUCCUUUGAUAAGUGUGUACACAUCUGGAAUACGCAGACAGGUGCCCUAGUUCACAGUUAUCGGGGAACAGGAGGGAUUUUUGAGGUUUGCUGGAAUGCAGCAGGAGACAAAGUUGGAGCAAGUGCUUCAGAUGGUUCAGUUUGUGUAUUAGACCUACGGAAAUAGCGCUACUAGUUGGAAGCCAUGGACCGACUAUGAAUGUGUACAUAGCCAAAAUGACUGUCCCUGACCCAUGUACUGCUAUAGUCCCAAUUGAACCAUGGCCAGUCCACUACAGCCAAACGUAAAAGAAAUAUAUACAUAUACUGUAUAUAUAUUAAAAAAAAAUAAAAAAAAUAAAAAAAAAAAAAAAAAAAAGGAGGAAAAAAAAAAGAGAAAAAUUACACCCUGAAGAGGAUGACAGAGUUUUGUCACAGCUUGUGAAUCCUGUUCACCAAGUGCUGGAAUCUGCUGUGCCCCAAAAUAACAUUUAAAGGUUUUGGAUAUGAAAAACAGAAGAGAGAGCGAGAGAGAGAGAGAGAGAGAGAAAGAUACUGUAUACAGGAGCAGACCCAUAUACAUACCAAAUGCAGAAGAUACUAAUGGCAGCCUUCAUUACCCCUUCCCCCCGUUACAUCCAUUCUGACAAUGGAUUGUGGGGUAGUUUUGUUUUUCUUCUCAGUAGUUGAGCAGUUUGUGCGUACAGAGCAAAUGGACUUCCAGAAAUCUGCAGCAGUAGGGUUUCUUUCUUUGCUUUUAAGCAUCGGGUUUUCUGUUUUGGUUUGGUUAAGUUUACGGAUGCAUGAAGUAAGGGAGUGAAUUAGUUUCUUGUUUGUUUUUUUUCACCUUGGAUAAACGUGUUUCUUUGAAACAUAUUUUAAUGCAUUCUUUGAAGAGGUAGGUUGAACCUGAAAAUGUUUGGUACAUUUUGUGGCUCCCAGAGCACAAUUUUGUGAACAGAGGGAGGGUGGAAAAGGGAUUAGAGAGAGAGAGGGAAGGAAAAAAACCCCUUUUUUGAGGUACUGCUCACCUACAAAGUAUGACAGUAGUGGGUAUAAUGCUAUGUUUUAUUUUCUGGUGACAUGGCUGAAAUGCAGUAGUUUCUUAUUUGGGACAUAAUUCUGCCAAACUUAAGAACAGAAGGGCACUAAAAUAAAACAGAAAAGAAAAAUACAGGGAUGCAAAAAAAAAUAAAGGAGGAUAAAAUGCAUCUUCUGUUGCUUUAAGACCAUAGCUAAAAUAUGGUUAAAUUGUGCACUAUUGUGAAAAGGAGCAAAGUGUAGUUGGGGGAUCAUUUUUAGGAGGGUAAGAUCUUUCUGGACAAGGGUUCAUGCCACAGCUUCUCUGAGAGUUGCCCGUCAUUAUUUGUAGGAGCUUAGAUGUAUAAUUGUAACCAAACUCCAGUAUUAAAAGUAUCUCAUGUAAUUUUUCUUUAUUAAAAUAAAAUCUUUGGCAUAUAUUUGAUAACACUGCCAUUAAGAGGCAAAAUGUUUACUACCUUAGAUUUUAAAAAAAGAAAAAUCUUAAACAGAGGACUUGCUUCAAGUUUAUUUUAAUAGCAGUGAUUCAGCUUAUUUAAAAGAUGAAUACUUGCACUAAUUCCCCUGCUGCUCCAGUCCUGCAGUUUAUUGUAUCUUGUGACUACAUUUUUUCCAAAUAUAGGGUAGAUGUAAGCUGCUAUUUUUUUAAUAAUCACUACUAUAUAGUGUCUUUUACUCUGUUUACAAUAUCAAGUAUUUUUCUUACAAUGACAGAUGUAUAUGGCAAACCUUUUUCUGCUCAUGUGAUUAAAAGUAUACCGAUAGUGAUUUUAUUUGUAAAUGAUAGCAUGAGGUUGUGUUUACGCGUAUGUGUAGUUGAAAAGGUUGCAUCAAAUCUUGCAUAAGAUUCCAAGAGUGUAAAUUUAUAAAAAGAGAGGUUGUCAAAUUAACGUCACAGGCAUUUACUUAAGGAAUGGUUUAUAUUACAGAGCUUUGCAAAGUUAUCAGUUUUAUAACACUAUUUCAAUCACAAAUAAUUUUGUGGCUUAUGAUUGCUAGUCUCUAACCUAUUUUUUUUUCAGUUUUUCUUUUUACAUUUUUUUUAUUUCCCCCUCCAAGUUAGGUAUAAAUUGAUUUACUUCAGAUAAUGCAGCUUUGACAUUUUAACCAUCGUUCUUUAGGCAUUGAUUUCUGCUAUUUCCAUGGAAUAAACACGACUUGAAGCAAGUCUGAGUUUGGCUAAGGUAGGGUAGCAAUUUGCCAGUGGUAAGGAGAAGUCAACAAUCCAUUCUUUAUAUAUACCCCAGGAAUAUACUACUAUCAUACACAGCAUUUAAAAACAACAAAAAGUCGUAUCUGUAGAGACAGUCAUCUGUGUUGGUUCGGUGCCAGCUGUUUUUAGGGUUUUGGAACAUGUUACAAAUGUUUAGAGCAAUUACCCUGUGAGUUACAAUAUGUAGGAAACCUAAGAUACUGAGUGUCUGGCACUUGAAAUAUUGCUUUUCUUGCUGGAGGUCCAUGACUGUGGCUGACCUCUGUCAUUUAAUGAUAAAAAAUAAAAUUCUGUGCAAUAAUUUUAAACUGUGCUCCCAGGAAUAGACACAAAUGUUUUGAGUAUGUUUAAGCUGCAUUUUUCGUUUAGCAAUGCAUUUGUCAAUUGCACUGAAUUUAGACCUGAAAGUCAGAAGUGAUUCUCGAUAGUACUUUUGUAUUUUAAUAUGGACAGUUUAUUCAUUUUCAUAAAAGUUAUCGGAUGAUUCUUUCAGCCCAUCUAAACAACUGUGGUGGAAUUCUUUGACGUAACUGCAAAUCACACAGCCAUGUUUUUAGGGUAUUGCCAUUUUCCUCUUUCUCAAUCAUCAGCUCUUUUGGUUGUAAUUCUAGUUGCUCAAGCAUAGUAUCACGUAUUCAGAAACAGAUAAAACAGCAUUUCGGUAUCACAGGUCCAGGGUUUUCAGAUGCUUGAAGCACAGUCCAGCGGGACCGUCCCGUCUGCUGACUGGAGCGCUCUGGACACGCAGGCUGAGGCCCCAGCCUGGUGUCGGUCAGCAGAGCCCCACGGUACUGGAGUGGCGCCAGUUUCCACCAGCAAAGAGAUCUGGUCAACUGGUGUUUUAUUGUUGUCCUUUCCUAGCAUGCCACAGUGCUGCUCCUGCUCACACCUCUUCUCGCCUCUUGUUUCGUACACCGCUAAACGCGUGCGUGCCAGGUGCGCUGGGUUCUGUGGUUACGUGAAGCAAGAAGAGAACCAUGACAUUAAUUAUUAUCUUUUAUAGCACAAAGACCUCGUAUUCAACGGCGAGGUAGACUAUCCAGAUUGUUCCUUUAAAUUGAGUAUGCCAAAUGUCAGUAGGACCCUGACUUUGUAUAAACGUAUGUGCGGCCUGACAUACUGAGUAAUUCUGCUGCACCUGUUCUCCAGGCAUAAAGGCAAACGUGUGCGUAAGCCUUUGCAUACGUUACAAUUCCUAUUUUUUCCAGUUCACCACGUUAAUGGGCAAAUAUCCAAACAGAGGAUGAAAGGAAGGGGAAAAACUGGGCUCAGAAUUAGUGAUGGAAUAAGAAAUGAACUGCUCUUGAGUCUGCUGUCUUUCUAUGCAUCCAUCUCAGCAUCCCGUUUCUCAUUUCUGCAUAAUUAGGUCCAAGUUUCUGUAGAAUUCGUCUUUUUUCUAUUUUUACUUUACCUUUUUCUGCAUUUUUAAAUUGAUGUAAAGAUUCCCAACCAGUGGACUUCUUAGUGUAGUUAAGGGAAUAUCUAGGUCCUCAUAAAAGCUUUUUUAGACUCUUUGUAAUGUUGAUAAACUCAGUUUAUUCUGGGGCUACAAUUGUGCAGGGUUAUUUAGCGUGUCUACUAGAUGAUUGGAAAUCUUACAUGGAACACUAAAAGUGCCUCUUUUUCUGGGUUGGGUGGAGGGAGGUAAUAGUUACCAGAGUCAGAAUGACAUGGCAUUUUGAAGCAUGUUUCUUGAUUUCAUGACACUUUAAUGCAUCUUGAGAGAAAGGCCAAAGAUUUCUACCCAUUUUAAUUAAUUUUCAUUUUAAAAGCACUCCUUUUUCCUUACACUGCUUACCUCAUGCUAGGGUAUUUAAUAGGACAUUGUACCUUUGAAAUGUUCUUUGUGUUUAGGAAGAAUGGUAGGUGGCAUAGGGUGGUUGUGCCAGUUUGCCUACGGAGCAAUCUUAGCAGCCCAUGCGUUUAGUUCUGCUGAAUUGAAGGAGUUUCAUUAAAAUCACAAACUGGGUUUUUCGACUUGUAAAUAAAAGGUUGUAUGUUUUUGUCUGUUUAGCGAAGAGGAGCCUUGGGACCCGAUUUUUUUUUUUUUGUGUUGUUUCCAAUCUUUACUUAACCAGAAAUCCCAUUGUCUUUCACUUCAGGAGGAAACCUUGCCAGAAUAAGCAUUGGAGGCAUUGGGUCUGUGUAAUAUCGCACCGCGUAGGUUAAACGAGCAACAUCUCACCCCACCCAGACCCCCGUUGGCCUCGGGGGGGUUUGCCAGAGCAGGGCCUGCCGGGUUCAACCCGUGUUCCUUUGUCACUGACAAGCGCCAUCGCUUCUCCCUUCGCAAAGUCCCCUAGAGCCGUUCCCCGGGGGGCCGGUUCCACACUCUCCAGAAGUCUGAAGAAAGCAGAAGCAACAUUGUGGCAUGUUCGAAGCAAAUAUGGCUUCGGGAGGCAGCAGUAAACCUCCGCCGAGAUCCCUGACGUGGCCGUAGGGAGAGAGCCGUGGAGCCGCCUCGGCUUCUCCCUGAGAGCGAGCUCUGAAAUCCCCGUUGGCCGCAGCGCCCGCGCUGCCGGUCUGGCGGGAGGCAGACGAACCAGGAAAAUCUGCCGUUUCUUGCAGAUUUAGUGUUAAUAGUGCUUCAGAUCAGUAGUUUUGAGUACAUAAUUUGCUUUCUCUGCCUUUAGGUUUGAAGCUUGACAAUAACUUGAGGCAUGUUUUUGUGUUUCCUUUUUUUUUUUUUUUUUUUUUUAAAAUAAUCAUUCAUUUUUACUUCAUAAUGUUUUUUGACAUUUGUGGGUAAAUACAAGAAAACAGUCUGCAUGUUGUUGCUAGUCCAGUUGUACUUUGCGAUCUUGUCCUCAACAGACUGCAGUGUGCAGAACAGUAAUUCUAGAAUACAGAAGUAAUUUUCUCUCUCUCCUGACAUUGACAUUGUAGUUGUAAUGGUUUCAUUUGGAGUUACAAAUCCUUUGGGUCUAAUUCUGUGAGCCUACCUAUAGCACUGGAUUAAAAUGUCUGCAUCAUUUCUUCAGUUAUCCAGUUAAAUUACAACUGUUGUAAAAGUGUAAACCAGCCCAUGACAGUUUUUUGUACUUGUUUAAAGGACUUUUAUUGUUCAGUUUUCAUGAUUAUUGUCUAAAGAAGACUGAUAUAGAUGUUCUAUACUGUCCUGGACCAUGUUAAUUACACUUUAUGAUGUAUUUUGGUUCUACAUCACAAUGAUUUGUCCCCAAGGCCCUUGUAUCCCUUCUAGGCACAUUUUCUGUUGCAGUUUCCCUUUGCAUUGUAUUGCUUUGACAACUGUAAUUUGAAUCAGAUCUGAAAGAGGUCCAGAAUAAAAUAUAUUUUGAUAUUA
Molecule: messenger RNA, 7660 nt
Organism: Columba livia (rock pigeon)
Lineage: Eukaryota; Metazoa; Chordata; Aves; Columbiformes; Columbidae
Gene: TBL1XR1
Product: TBL1X/Y related 1
Exons: 17
Coding region: 730-2289 (519 amino acids)
Biological process (GO): regulation of transcription by RNA polymerase II
Cellular component (GO): histone deacetylase complex
Molecular function (GO): protein binding; transcription corepressor activity
Source: RefSeq, a predicted model, not a curated record